Molecule: messenger RNA, 4779 nt
Organism: Lodderomyces theae
Lineage: Eukaryota; Fungi; Ascomycota; Pichiomycetes; Serinales; Debaryomycetaceae
Exons: 1
Coding region: 1-4779 (1592 amino acids)
Biological process (GO): maturation of 5.8S rRNA from tricistronic rRNA transcript (SSU-rRNA, 5.8S rRNA, LSU-rRNA); maturation of LSU-rRNA from tricistronic rRNA transcript (SSU-rRNA, 5.8S rRNA, LSU-rRNA)
Cellular component (GO): nucleolus
Source: RefSeq, a predicted model, not a curated record
AUGUCGGAAGUGAAAAAGAGAAAGUUGUACAGUGCACCUUCCGUAAAUGUGGAUAGUCACCUUGUUCAAAAGCUAAGUGAGAUACAAUCAUCGACCGACAACUUGGAAUUGAUAUUGCAAUUGAUACAACGCGGUGACUUGGACAGAGUGCUAUCAAUUUGGUCAUAUUACUCUUCGGUGAAUAACCACAAAGAAUUUGUUGAUAUAACAAACAAGAUUAACCAUGUGCUACGUGUAGCCAAUGAGAACAAAGACACCUUCUUACCGGUACGACAAAAUAUCAUUGAUUUUGCAAAAGAUGUAUUGAUUAAUUACUCCAAGAUCACUUAUCGUGCAUUGAGCAGCUUGAAACCUUCGUCAACCAACCCAACAAUCAGAUUCUUGGACAACUUGAUCAUCUAUGAUUAUUCCAUAGCUCAAGAGUUUCUCAACAGCUUCGACUUGACCCUUCCUGUGUUGCCCAAAUUGAUGACUCCAAGCAAACUUGAAAUAGAGGCUGGAGAAGUAAAUGACCAGUUUUCCAUAAGAUCAAAUUUUAUCAAAUUGUGGAUUGAUUUAUGUGCCAAUGUUGCUUAUUUCCAUCGGUUGGACUUGUUGACGAAUCACCCAAAGAUAGUUAAGAAUAUUUGGAAAUAUUUGCAACUUGACUCUGUCAAUCUGAUGCAGAACUUGAUACAGUUUCUCAAUGAUAAGUUACUUGAUGAAAGUAACUUCAAAAAGGCACAAAAGUGCAAGAUAUUAAAUGACAGUUUCAUGUACAAAGCUCACUUAUUGUUCAACAAAAUCAAAGAACCAUUUUUUCUCGACUUUAUGACCAAGCUAACCACAGAUUCCAAAAAUGGAUUGGUUUUCGAUAACGACAAGUUAUGGAUUCAAGACUCAGACGUUGGUGUAGUUGUUGAAGUUAACAAUAAAAAGUUUAAGAUCGCCAACAAAUUACUAUACACGUUAUUGACGAGUUUGAAGCCAAUCGAUUCCAACAAGCAACUACAAUUUAUUGUGAAGGUAUUGACAAAUUGUCAAGAAUUGAUACCACCGUACAUGAACUAUCUCGUCCAACAUGGAGGAGGUUACCAUGAUCCAUCAUUGACGUCGUGGUGGGUUUCGCAUACUUUGUUGUACACCAACGUGCUACAAAUACCGAUCCCCAAAUUUGAAGUAAAUGUGGAGUUUACAAAAUUUGAUGUUAGGACUAUUUUUGAAAGCAUUGUUUUUGCACCACUCCUGAAAGGAGCAUUAGUCGAAGGCUUAUCUUCGAAAACGGGAUUGACGGUACAAUUGACGUUGCAAUUGAUUCUAUUCAUCUUAAAGAGGUUGCAAAAAGCGAUUGAUACCGUGGGACAGAGACAAGAAUUGAUUGGCCUUGUGUUGAACCAUUUACCAGAUGUCACAUUGAUUGCACAGCCUCUCACUUCAAAGUCAUCCAAAUUAACCCAUUUAACUGCAUUGACAAUCAUUGACAAGUAUAAGUCAUUGGUACCAUCGUCUAUCAACAAGAGCUCAUUACUGAAACUAGUUUCAACAAAAGUGUCUGACAUUGUGUCCAAAUCAGACUUGUCCAACUACGACUUGUCCAUACUUGAUCUCUAUAUGAACUUGCAAAACCAAGACUUCAAAUGGUGGAACAAGAACAAUGGGGCAAACUCGUUCUACACGUCAUUGAUCAAGUUGGCAUCGAAAUCAACCAUAGCACCAAACUUUGCCACCAAGAUUUACCAUUUACUCAACAGGCUUUCAAAAGACAAGAUGUUUUUUAAUCAACAUCUAUUGGUGACUCCAGUAAUGGCCUUGAUCUACUCGUUGGAUUCAGAAAUGACACUGGAAUUUUGGAACAUGUUUGAUGAAGUGGUUGCCCGAUGCGUUCGUAGUCCUUAUAAAUAUCUCGAUUUGGCUCACGACAAGUACAAGGAAGAGAGUAUUUUUGUGGUGGCGAUGUUUGAGCAGUUUAAAUUUUUGUUGGAAAAGGGUAAUGUUGAGGAAAAUUUAAAGUGGUUGUUUAGGUUCUUGAAGUACUUGAUUGUGCUUGGUGGGAACAAGACGGUAUUGGCAUCACUUGUGGACCAACUAGAUGUCAAUGAUUCAAUUACGAAAUGGAACUUGAAUGAGUUGUUAUCAUUUGAGACGACUCUGCAUACAGAUGCAGGUGCCUCAAUCUUGGAAUUAAUUUACAAUUCAUCCGUUGCACAGUUAGUUGCCAAACCCAACAUUAUUGAAAAGAAGUUGAUCUCGUCAAAUUUGGACUACUUGGCAGCAAUAUCGCUAGUAUCAUUGGUACAUGAAAAGGGGACUCCAGCAAGGCAACUCAUUUUGACGUUGUUUAGCAAAAUUUGGACCUUUUUGAUGAAUUCGGAUAAACAAGCAGUUGACUAUUUCACUUCGGAGAUGGUUUGGAGAAAGCUACUUGAUGAAUCGCGCAAGGGGACCAAUAGCCAUUUGGUGAUUCAGUUGUAUGGAGAGUGCAUCAGAUCACUUCCCCGCUUCCAUUCUCCAUCAUUGACGGAGUUUGUGUUUGAGAAAGUAUCUAGUGAAGAUUUAGGCUUUAUUGAUUACAUUUGGUUGUUGGAUGAGACUCAGUUGAGGAGCUUGCUAGACACAUCCGAUAGUUUGCUUUUUGAACAGGCAAUGGCGACAUGUCUUGAAAAACAGAUGACAAUCGAGGUUGAACAAUUUCAGAAAUUGUUGAAAUCUGAAUUAUCGAGGAGGAUGGAAUUGCUUACCAAAUUGCUCGAGCUGAACUUGGUUGUGCUUUCAGAUCUCGAGUUGAGAUUUGUCGUUGAGGAGAUUGUUGAUAGCUCAGAUGACUAUGAUUUACUACCGGCGUUGAUUGGCAAAUUCAACAACAUUGCCUCUUGGUUAUUGGAAAAGAGUUUGAAUGACUAUGCCUUGAACUUUUUGAUUGUGUCCUCAAUGAUCCAGAACAAUAUUGAUAUCCCUGACGUGUUCAUGAGACAAGUUGUUAAAACAAUCCAGCUAAAGUUGGCGUCCAAAACAGUUGAGGCACCAAUGUGGGAGCAAAUAUUGACUAUAUUGUCUGCACAAACAAACCCUGACCAAUCAAUUUUUGAAAGUGUUUUGGAACAGAUCGAUUUCAAGCAAACCACCAACUCGUCAUUUAUCCAAUUGAUCAAGAAAUUCCCGCAACACGAUAAGCUCAAAUCUUGGCUUCACAAAUCGAUGCUAUACAUCACUAAAAGCUUUGCUGAAUCUGAACUGCUUUCUCAAAACUUCACCUCAUUUUCAAAUUGCAUUGCGGAUUACUUCUUCUAUGCAGAUGUUUGGACCCUGGUUCCCGCCAAUAUUUUAAACACCCAAGUGGAGGUCAUUUUGCAAUCGAAAUUUGUCAGCGUCGAGUCGUUGAGAUAUGUGAUUAAAUUGCUACUCACUGCACCCAAGAGCAAGAUUGAUUUCUUGAAGCUAUUUCAAAUCGCAUUGGCUUCUUCAACAUGUUUGGACGUGUUGCCUAAUACACAGAAUGCCGGUUUGAGAUACUACUCAGCAUUCACUAUCUAUAUUCUUUUCAACUUUGACCACCUGAAAUUGUCCAAUAUUACAAAUCUCAGGACUGUGUUGGAAAAAUAUCAAGGAUUGAACAGAUGUGAGGAUUUGUUGCUCAAAUUUAUAUUGCAAAAAAUGGAGGCCAAAGUGUCGACUUCGUGGAUUGCAAAUGUGUCCAAUUGGGAAUUUUCCGAUGAAGUUUAUGAAAAUGAGUCAGAUUUGGUUGAGAUGGACAAGUUGAUUACGAAAAAGAAUGAACAAUUUACCGUGAGUUUGAACAAGGGAAUCAUUAAAAACUCAUUAAACUGUGCAGAGUUGACUCUCCCCCCAUUUACAAAAGGAGCUAACUUUUGGCAUCAAAUUGAAUCGUUGGAAAAACAGGCUCGUUUGCAAUCCACAAACCAUUUCGCAUACGAUUGUGAGUUUCUAUACAUGAUUGUUCUAAACAAUGAUGAGUUUUUGAAAUACACCAAGCAUGAAGAUUCAAGUGUAACAUACGCAUUCAAUAUGCGAAACUUGAUAGAUACGGGAGUAUUGCAAUUUAUCGUUGCAAACUUGUCCAAUACAAAGUACUUGCCGAUUGCCAGAAUUAUACUAAACAAGAUCCUCACUUCGAUUGACAUUGAAUUGAAUGCACAUUUCAAAGAUAAAAACAUUUUCAAAGUGUACAUAUCCAACAUUUGCUUCACUUUGCAACAACAACACGAAAUCCCGAAGUUGAUAUGGUUUGUGUAUUCCCAAUUUGUUCCCAUAUUGGCCAAUCCUGCUCAUUUCUUGUACGAGUUGAGCAUCCGCUAUGUUCUUGCACAUCCAAGCUUGAACAAAUGGGAUAUACCCUUGUAUAGUUUGAUCACGCACCCCGCGGACUCAACAGAAUGGUUUUACCGUGAAUUGAAUUGGUUGAUUGAACAAAUAACUAAUGGUUUAAGUUGCAGUUUGGACUUGUCAUUGCUCACAAGAAAUGUUAUUGAGUCAGUGUUGAACUUGCUCAAUUCAAAGACAUUGAAUAUGAAGUUGAAAGUGUCCAUUUUGAAAUUCAUUUAUAGAGUGCAGGAGAUUGAUCAAGGUUCGGAUUUGUUAAUUACGAGAUUCGGAGUACUAUCAUUUUUGGAAAUAUUGAGUAAAGAAUUGGAUGACAAUGUGUUUGAUCAACAAUUGAAGGUGAAUGCAUUGCAAAUUUUGAGUCGAUUCGAAAUUAGUGUUGGGAAGAGUGAAAGAGUUCUAGAUUGGACUGGUAACCAAUUGAGGAAUAAUUUGCAACGAAUUCACGAUAACUUGAAAUAG